Alosa alosa (allis shad) is the source of this 2269-nucleotide messenger RNA. RefSeq names its product plexin-A2-like. Bases 905 to 2269 code for a protein of 454 amino acids. Gene Ontology annotation, cellular component: semaphorin receptor complex. Gene Ontology annotation, biological process: regulation of cell migration; semaphorin-plexin signaling pathway involved in axon guidance; negative regulation of cell adhesion. NCBI's taxonomy places the organism in Eukaryota, Metazoa, Chordata, Actinopteri, Clupeiformes, Clupeidae. The record is from RefSeq and is a predicted model, not a curated record. The transcript is spliced from 3 exons. Gene Ontology annotation, molecular function: protein binding; semaphorin receptor activity.
CUCCGAGGCCCCGGACUGAAACGGUUAACGCAUGCGACAUGCAAAUGAGCCGAUAUUCGCGGAGAGAGCAGGGGGUUGGGUUUAAACGGUGUGCUGUGCAAGUAGUACUGUACGCUGACGGGCUUUGGUAAACGCCACAGCACUGCCAGUCCAGCGGGAAAAAAACCUUUCGGAGAAGUCGAAUGAGAGUGAGUCUUUGUGAACUGCAGCGAGCUUGCAAUCCGAACUGAUGAGAACGCGGACGAUGGCCAACCUGUCUGAAACCGCUGUCACUGGACGCUAUCUUAACUAAUGGAAUGUGCCCCAUUCAUGGUAGCCAAUGCUCUCUUGAUUGACCAUUUGGGUGGACAUUUUUGAGCGAGAGGACAUCAGCACUCCCAGAAUUUGCUGCAUAGAUCAAUUACUGACAUUACUCGCGCUGUGACGCCGGGAGCUUGUUCAGUAGCCCUGCAUGCGCCGGAGUGAAUGAAUGAAGCGGCAUUAUGUUCCUGAAUUUUUCUAAGAAUUGAGUGUAAUAUUACCUGUUUGGUCGUUGGUCAAGAGAAUCAUCUGACUUUGCAGUUGUGCCAAAAAGGAGCGUUUUUCGCGUGGAUAUAUUGAGAAUAAACCCAUCACGCGAAGAGGAAACGGAGAGACCACAUAAAUCGGCUGUGACCAGCAUGAAAAUAAGCCGCAUCCUCCUUUGAACCAAAAGAAACAUGUGAAGACCCUAGUGAAGGCUGGGAAUAAAAAGGAAAAGAAAAAAACAAGUAAACACAAAUAUCAACAAGUAAACAUCCCCCACCCAUCCGCCCACCCAGGGACGCCAGUUUCAGAGUACCCAAGAGGGAGGUACUCUUCCCCUCCUCCACCCCCUCCCCCCCUGUUGUUCAGUCACCUGACCCCUAGUUGGCCCCAGUGAAACAUGAAGGGCCCGAGGCAUUCGAAGAGGACUUUCCCACCACGCGGUCCCAAAACAGGUGCCCUGUGGCGUCGGAGCGUUUGGCUCCUGGUGACCGCGGCCCUGGUGACGGUGGCGGGCGGCCAGACGUCGACGGCGUUCACCAGCUUCCACCCCGAGCGUCGGGAGUGGGCCUUCGACCACCUGACGGUGCACCAGACGACCGGCGCGGUCUACAUCGGCGCCGUCAACCGCGUCUACAAGCUCUCGGGCAACCUGACACUGCUGGUGUCCCACGACACGGGCCCCGAGGACGACAACAAGGCCUGCUACCCGCCGCUCAUCGUCCAGCCCUGCUCCGAGCCGCUGGUCUCCACCAACAACGUCAACAAGCUGCUGCUCAUCGACUACUCCCAGAACCGGCUGCUGGCCUGCGGUAGCCUCUACCAGGGCGUGUGCAAGCUGCUCCGCCUGGACGACCUCUUCAUCUUGGUGGAGCCGUCGCACAAGAAGGAGCACUACAUGUCCAGCAUCAACCAGACGGGCACCAUGUACGGCGUCAUUGUGCCGUCCAAAGGCGAGGACGCCACGCUGUUCAUCGGCACGGCGGUGGACGGCAAGCAGGACUACUUCCCGACCAUCUCCAGCCGCAAGCUGCCGCGCGACCCCGAGUCGUCCGCCAUGCUGGACUAUGAGCUGCACACGGACUUCGUCUCGUCGCUCAUCAAGAUCCCGUCGGACACGCUGGCGCUGGUCUCGCACUUCGACAUCUACUACAUCUACGGCUUCGCCAGUGGCAACUUCGUCUACUUCCUGACCGUACAGCCCGAGACGGAGAGUAACAUGUCGCCCGGCGGCUCCUCGUCCGACCACUUCUACACCUCGCGCAUCGUGCGCCUCUGCAAGGACGACCGCAAGUUCCACUCGUACGUCUCGCUGCCCGUGGGCUGCGUGCGCAACGGCGUGGAGUACCGGCUCCUGCAGGCCGCCUACCUCGCCAAGCCUGGACGCGUGCUGGCCGCCGCGCUCAACAUCAGCGCCCAGGACGACGUGCUCUUUACCGUCUUCUCCAAGGGCCAGAAGCAGUACCACCGGCCUCCAGAUGAUUCGGCUCUCUGUGUCUUCAGCAUCCGCCACAUCAACGCUCGCAUCAAGGAGCGCCUGCAGUCCUGCUACCAGGGCGAGGGCAACCUGGAGCUCAACUGGCUGCUAGGGAAGGACGUGCCCUGCACCAAAGCGCCGGUGCCCAUCGACGACUCCUUCUGUGGCCUGGACAUCAACCAGCCCCUGGGCGGCUCCCAACUCGUGACUGGACACACACUCUACGAGGAGACCAGCGCUGGGGCCCGCUGUCACCUCCCUAAAGUCUACAAGCGGCUACUCGUGUGA